Rotaria socialis is the source of this 1200-nucleotide messenger RNA. The record is from the annotation of a GenBank genome assembly. NCBI's taxonomy places the organism in Eukaryota, Metazoa, Rotifera, Eurotatoria, Philodinida, Philodinidae.
AUGUUUUCUUCUUUACGGCGACAAAUUAAUUUAAAAGAUCUGUUUCCAACCCGAUGGAGUUUUCUUAUUUUUAUAUCGUAUAUGGGCCUAUUUAUAAAUCAAGGUUUGUUAGUCACGGGCUCAAAAACGGCAACAAAUUCAUAUAAUUACAAUACAAUUGUUGUCGUUUUACUUACUGAAUGCGUUAAACUGAUAAGCGCUGUAACGAUUUAUCGACAAACCCAUACAUUCAGUCAGAUGAGAAGAGAAAUUACAGAUAACCAAACAGUAAUAAUUCUGUAUUUUAUUCCGUCGGCAUUGUAUUGUUUGUAUAAUAAUUUGGCAUUCAUAAAUUUAUCAUCUUAUGAUCCAACCACUUAUUUUCUACUUCUCCAAUUUCGGGUUGUUGUCACAGGUGUUAUAUUUCAAUUUCUUUUUAAUAAACGUUUAACACGUCUGCAAUGGUUAUCCCUCAUUCUUCUUACAUCGGGUUGUAUUAUAAAACAAUUUGAACAUUCAUCCAUAUCGUCAUCAUCAACUACUAUCUCGACAAGAAAUAUGACAACAGCAACAACAACAAUUCAAUCAAAUCAACAAACAAUUACGACUCCUCCAUCAAUAAUUAAUGUACAUUUGAUAUGGAUUCUCGUUCAAGUAUUUUGCUCUUGUUUCGCUGGUGUCUAUAAUGAAUAUUUAUUAAAAAGCGAUCGAACAAAUCAAGUCGAUACAAUGUUACAAAAUGCAUUUAUGUAUGUUGAUUCAAUUCUAUGCAAUUUCGUUUUAUUAAUGUAUUUCGAUCGUCAACAACCAACAUUAUCAGUUGUCCAUAAAAUUUUUGAUACAAUCAGUAUAAUAUUAUCAGGCAAACAGUUUCUUAUACUAUUGAUUAUAAUUAAUAAUGCAGCUGUAGGAAUUGUAACAUCAUUAUUUCUUAAAUCAAUGACGUCUAUAUUGAAAACAUUUGCUAGCGCUCUUGAAUUACUUUUCACAAGUAUUUUAGCAUGGAUGCUUUUUGGUAUACCUGUUAGUAUAUAUACAUUUAUUGCGAUAUUUAUUGUUUCAAAUGCUGUUUAUCUAUAUUCAAUAAAUCCUGUUGUUAAUUUGCCAAGUACGCCAACAAUGAAUGUGCCAGCAAAUCAGCCAAUUAAUAUUAAUAAUGGAGAUGUUAACUCAAAAAAUUCAAAUCCUGCUAAUGAACAAGAACGACGUUUGAUUGUUUAA